AUGGUUAUUGGAACUGUGACUCCAAAAACUUCUAUAACAUCUGUUGUGGAUAGUUGUCAGACAACUAGCGUAACGACAUCUUCGGUUUCUGUAUCUUCAUCUUCUGAGAAUACUAGCGGUGUGCUUCUUAGCAAUUUAUGGACUCAACUUGACCACAUUCAAUCUACAAUUCCGGACAGAUUAUCAAUUGCUAUGUUAGAGAGUGCUGGUGUGCAAAUGGAGAACAGCGAUCCACGGCUUGCCCGUUUAAUCAGUCUAGCUGGUCAAAAAUUUCUGACUGAUAUCCUUUCUGACGCUAUGCUUCAUUGGCGCCUUGCAAAUGGACAACCUACUGGGUUGCUUAACCAUUCUAGUGUGUCUACAUCUAUACCAGGUCAAGCAUCUAAUCCGUCUUAUAUGAAUGCUACUACAACACCAGCGAGCAACCCAAGUCAGUCUAUUCCACAGUCUCCAUCAUCUAGUGGAAAGCCUGGAACAAAUAAAUUUCCCACAGAUCGUCGCGCCACUCUUACACUGGAAGAUUUAAUUGCUUCAUUGAAUGAUAGGGGUAUUCAUGUUGCCAAACCGCCUUAUUAUCGAUAG
Messenger RNA from Schistosoma rodhaini, 582 nucleotides. The record is from the annotation of a GenBank genome assembly. Lineage: Eukaryota; Metazoa; Platyhelminthes; Trematoda; Strigeidida; Schistosomatidae.